This is a messenger RNA of Exophiala aquamarina CBS 119918, 279 nucleotides long. RefSeq lists its product as uncharacterized. The transcript has a single exon. Bases 1 to 279 code for a protein of 92 amino acids. Lineage: Eukaryota; Fungi; Ascomycota; Eurotiomycetes; Chaetothyriales; Herpotrichiellaceae. The record is from RefSeq and is a predicted model, not a curated record.
AUGCUUGAUCGGGUGAUAGGCCAAAUCAAUAAUCUCUACAACGCGAUAUUCUGGGCUCUCCUUCAGCAAGGUGGCCUGACGCACACAGCUGUGGAAGAGCUUCUUAGAGGUACCGUGUCAAGCGACGAGAGUUUCUUUGGUCGCGAUUUAACAUCAAUGAUAAUAACGAAUUGGAGGUGUGCAAGAAAGUGGAGCGUGGUUUUCCGUAAGUACUCGACAGAGGACUUCGAAGCCACUGGGAAUAAGUUGAAGGGGAAGAGGGUCGAGGCUGGUACGUGA